CGAAAUUGUGAAGUUGCCGAAGCUUCCACCGAGCUUCGACGGAUCGCCGAGCAAGGUUUGGCAGCGCGAAACUCGGCUCUGCGGCACUCUUCCAACUUCGCAGUAGUAAGCUGAUGCCCGAGCAUCUCACUUCUGGCACUUCGUGACAAUCAAUUGACGUUUCAUCAACCAGAACACCAGCACCACCAUGGCUUCGACGCUGCUUCGCACUGCUCCUGCCCUGCGCGGAGCUCUUCGAGCUUCCGGAAUCCGGAAGCCCGCGGUCGCCAUGGCCAGCACGAGCUUCGUGCGCGGCAAGGCAACGCUCCCCGACCUACCGUACGACUACGGUGCCCUCGAGCCGUAUAUCUCGGGCAAAAUCAUGGAGCUGCACCACGCGAAGCACCACCAGACCUACGUGAACGGCCUCAACAGCGCUCUCGAGACCAUUGCCGAGGCCGAGAGCAAGGGCGAGUUCACCAAGGCGGCGUCGGUUGCGCCGCUCCUCAACUUCCACGGCGGCGGCCACGUCAACCACAGCCUGUUCUGGGAGAACCUGGCGCCGGCCAACCGGGAGGGCGGCGGCGAGCCCGACGGAGCGCUCAAGAAAGCGAUUGACUCCGACUUCGGCUCCUUCGAGACCUUCCGCAAGCAGAUGAACACCGCGCUCGCCGGGAUUCAGGGCAGCGGCUGGGCGUGGCUGGUCAAGGACAAGUCGGCCGGCACGCUGGGCCUGGUGACGCGCGCCAACCAGGACCCCGUCACGGGCCCGUACGUGCCGCUGCUGGGCAUCGACGCCUGGGAGCACGCCUACUACCUCCAGUACCAGAACCGCAAGGCCGAGUACUUCGAGGCCAUCUGGAAUGUGAUCAACUGGAAGACGGUUGCCGCACGGUUCGAGAAGUCCUAAGAGGCUUUGUGUGAGGCUUAGCGCGAGUUCGGGAUGUGUGUUUUGAUGUAGUGUGCAACGGGUGAAUUGCAAGUCGAAAACACCUUUUUCUAUGUCUGUCAGAGUGCUUAUCCCGAGCGUGCCAUGAUCC
Thermothielavioides terrestris NRRL 8126 is the source of this 1019-nucleotide messenger RNA. RefSeq lists its product as uncharacterized. Gene Ontology annotation, cellular component: mitochondrion. Lineage: Eukaryota; Fungi; Ascomycota; Sordariomycetes; Sordariales; Chaetomiaceae. Gene Ontology annotation, biological process: superoxide metabolic process. Gene Ontology annotation, molecular function: metal ion binding; superoxide dismutase activity. The coding region runs from base 188 to 889 and encodes 233 amino acids. The transcript has 3 exons. The record is from RefSeq and is a predicted model, not a curated record.